This is a messenger RNA of Pectinophora gossypiella (pink bollworm), 1104 nucleotides long. RefSeq names its product homeobox protein Hmx-like. The record is from RefSeq and is a predicted model, not a curated record. Gene Ontology annotation, molecular function: RNA polymerase II transcription regulatory region sequence-specific DNA binding; DNA-binding transcription factor activity, RNA polymerase II-specific. Gene Ontology annotation, cellular component: nucleus. Gene Ontology annotation, biological process: regulation of transcription by RNA polymerase II. Lineage: Eukaryota; Metazoa; Arthropoda; Insecta; Lepidoptera; Gelechiidae. Bases 1 to 1032 code for a protein of 343 amino acids. The transcript is spliced from 3 exons.
AUGGACUCGCCGGCAUCAUCGCAGGACGAGAGAGACAUCGAAGUCAAUGUGGUUUCAGGGGCCAGUAGCCCGGAUAUACCUUCGUCGCCUUCUAGGAAAGACCAGAAGUCUCCCUUCUACGAUAUCAAGAAGGAUAAAGAAGAGAAGGCGACGGGAAGCGCGCCUUACACGAGUUUCUCUAUUAGUUCCAUUCUGAACAGAACGGAGCCGAGAAGAGAGAAUGUUCUAGAAGCCGCACUCGCUGCGAAUCAUUUUGGAACCAAUGACGCUAUGCUUUCAAGGUUGGGUUUAAUCUCGCAGUGGAGCGCCCUUGCAGGCCGAUACGGAGGCUUGGUGCCUGCGCCCUGGUGCUGGCCAAGGCCUCACGAGAGAUCCACGCCACCUAGAGAAGACUCGACGACCAACGAAGAAGGCUCAGCCGGCGGAUCGCCGCGGCAACGCUCCCCGCCCCCCCGAGCGCUGUCGCCCCCCUCACCCUCCCGCUCGUCUCCCCGCUCCCCUCGCAUGCACCCCGCACUCUACCCGCAACAGCAAGACGCCAACGACUCCGACCCCGACGUCGACGAAAGCGACGAUUUCGACAAAGACGAGAAACGAGACCCCAACGCCAACCUCGGCAAGAGAAAGAAGAAGACCAGAACAGUCUUCUCCCGGUCCCAAGUGUUUCAAUUAGAGUCGACUUUCGACAUGAAGAGAUAUUUGAGCAGCUCGGAGCGCGCUGGAUUGGCUGCAAGCUUGCAUUUGACGGAGACUCAGGUGAAGAUCUGGUUCCAGAAUAGAAGGAAUAAGUGGAAGAGGCAGCUUGCGGCGGAGUUGGAGGCGGCGAACAUGGCGCACGCGGCGCAGCGGCUCGUGCGUGUACCGAUCCUGUACCACGAGUCGCGGCCGACGUCGAUGCCGCACACGCCGCUGCCGCUCCACCCGCAGUUCCCCAACGAGGGGGUCUACUUCCCCCCACAAGCUCCCCAGCAGCUCCAACCGCUCCCCCCCUCGCCCGUCACCUCGCGAGCACCGCUCUCAUCACUCGUGUAGUGUUCGCUGGAAUCCGCUCGCAGGACUGACAACGCGGACGGAUUUUGAAUUUCGAAUAGUCGUAAAAGUCAA